Molecule: messenger RNA, 3506 nt
Organism: Phascolarctos cinereus (koala)
Lineage: Eukaryota; Metazoa; Chordata; Mammalia; Diprotodontia; Phascolarctidae
Gene: ZNF580
Product: zinc finger protein 580
Molecular function (GO): DNA-binding transcription factor activity, RNA polymerase II-specific; RNA polymerase II cis-regulatory region sequence-specific DNA binding
Source: RefSeq, a predicted model, not a curated record
UCAGUGUUGCCUUUGGCUUUUGUGUUUACCAGAUGAGUCAAAAAAUAUUGUUUAACUAAGCUGCUUUUUAGGCUCUUUUGGUCUUUGUCAUGGUGAUUGAUUUGUAAUUGAUCUGCAUCAGCUAAGCUUCUCUAUAAAGUUGGAAACUGCCCAGAAUUCAAAACUUAAGUAUUUUAUAUUUUUUAGGCAAUGGAUUGUUUUAUGUGUUACCUCAUUUUGUUGGUAUAUAAGUAUACAUAGUAGAUACCGACGAUCAUUUUUAUUCCUUCUGGUUUUGUGAUUUCACAUGGCUAAUCUGGCCCAACUCUGAUGGGCUGGCUGAGUUAGAAUGCCAAACAGACGUUUGCCUAAAAGACUAUUUUAUGGAGAGCUCACGCAAGGCAAGGGCUCACACAGAGGUCAGAAGGAGCACUCUCAAGGUCUCUCUGAAGAACUUUGGAAUCAAUUGUGAGACAUGGGAGAUGCUGGCACAGGACCACUUAGCAUGGUUUGCCCACUUCAAAGAAAGCUCUGUGCUCUACGGGCACAGCAGAAUUGUAGGAGCUCAAAAGAAAUGUGAGAUUCACACAUUCAGAAGCAUCUCUACUCCAAAUGUUCAUGUGGACUGUUUGUGCCUGACCUGUGGUAGAGCAUUCUGGGUUCACGUUGGUCUGAUCUGCCACAGCCAGAAGUGCUGUACCUUGAUCCCAGUAUAGUGAUAUAAUUCUGGUCCUCUUCGAGGAAGGACAACCACCACCACCUGGCUUCAUCUCCUAAUAUGGAGAAGGAUCGGCUGGGCUUUCUGAUCUCAAAGCUCAUUUUCCAUGGUAACAUUUGAACUAUGGUUCUCCCUGGCAGUGUGGGUCAGAACCAGGAGCCACAGUGCCUUCUUAGGCUUUUCUUUUUAAAAACAUUCAUGACAAGUAGUUGAGAUACUUCUUUAGAGUUUACAAUUCUUUGUUCAUUAUUUCUGAUCAUUUUUCCCACCAUUUUCACUUGUUCUCUUUGCACUGAAGUCAUUGGGUAUCAGAGCCCAAUACUGUGGCCUCUUCUUCUCUCACAUUAAACUCCAUCCAGUCUCUAGAAUAGCUACAGUUAUAAACUACCUGGAUAUGUUACAGAGGACUCCUAAGGCAUGGCCAAGUUUAAGCCAAUCCAAAGAUGAUUCCCUCGGAACAUUGGAAAUUCCAAGGGCUUUUGCACUUAGUCUAAAGUCUACAAUUGAUGAAGUGAUUGAAUGAGGGAAUUGCCCUUACUAUGUGCAAAUCACUGUGCUAGGCACUGGAAAUACAAAAUGAAAACAUAGUCACAGUCUUCACUCUUGACGGUGGAUAGCUCCCAUUUUAAUUGGAGAGCCAACGUGCAAGAUGGAUGGAAAAUCUCCUGGUCUUUAAAGGGCACCAGCAAAGCAGAUGAUCGUGUUUCUUCUUUACAGUCAUUUCCACUAAUAAAAUCCCAUCAGCUUACCUGUUGGUCAUCUCACUGCGAGAUCCUUGGACAAUGAUGAAUGACCAAGCCCAGGGCUUGCCUGCCUUGUAUUUGCCAGUUGCUGGAGAUGGCUGGCCCCUUCACCAUGAGAAUUGCUUUCAUGAUGUGAGGGCUUGGCUGGAAAGAAGAGCAAUGGGAUAAAGGAUACCGCUAUGCCCAGGACUCCUGUGCCCACAUGACUGCUGGUGGUAGUAGUUGUUGCUUGUGGUGAUGAGGAAGGUGGUUUCCUUCCUGUUGGAAGCCUGUCUUGCAGUUUGGGAAUCGCUCCUUCCCAGACUGUUGGGCUCAGGGUCCCGGGCUAUCCCCAUCGAGGUCUGAGGGGAGAUGGUUGUCGAGGUGGUAGUAGGGGUUUGACUUGCCUGGCACAUACCGCUUCCUGUCUCUCCCUUAGGGUGCCCUGCUGCUUCAGCUAGCCUGGCUUGCCAAUACUGUUGGCUUUCCACAUUCUAAUGUGGAGAAGAAUCAGUUGAGCCCUGAUGAUCCAUGGUGAUGUUCUAUGGUUCUCCCUGGUCAUAUGGGACAGAACCAGGAGCCACAGGUGCUGGAUGCCAUGGGAGCUGCUGCUCUAAAUCGGGGUGGGAUGCCUUGGCUCCCCCUCCUCUCUGAGGUGCAUUUGUGGGAAUGUGGUCAUGGAGGCUUCUUUGCUGUAAGCGUUGGACAAGACGUGGUUGGGGGUUCCCUUGAGCUCUGAGAACCAGGCUUAAAUCUCAGCUGUCAUAUUCUACCUGUGUGACUGUGGGUGUCAGUUCAUUCAUUCAUGUAUUCACUAAUUCAUCAAAUAAGCCUUUAGUAAAUGUCACUAUAAAUCAGGCAGUAGUACAUAAAAGUGAGGCAGCCCCUUCCCUCUGGGAACUUCCAGUCUAGUGGGGCCUCAGUUUCCUCUGCUGUGAGGUGGAGGGUGGGGCAGGCCAAACCUUGAUCUCUAAGCCCAAAGAAGCCCCGGAAUCUUGCUCCUGAGGGCGUCGGUUUCCAACCGGAGCACUUUCUGGGUGGGCCCAGAAGUGUCCCGCAGAUGUCCCCUCCAGCAGCGGAUCCUCUAGAAGCAGCUGCAUCGGGCCUCCUGGGCACCGGUGCUCAGUCCUGAUGCAGCUGCUGCCCCCAGCACCCCUCCUCCUCCCAGGAGAAAGCCAUGGAUUCCCCUCCUUCGAAGGCAGCCCCUCCGGGCUCGCCCGUGUCCCCUCCGCCCGGGCCGGGCCGGUUCCUGCUCAUUGACGCCAACGGGGUCCCUUACACGUACACGGCUCUGGUGCAGGACGAGCCGGGCCCCGCGGGGGAGGCCGGCAGAGGCGAGCGCGGCCCGGGCUGCGCGCCCCCUCGGAAGCGCCACGGCUGCCCCGAGUGCGGCCGCGUGUUCGACAGCGCCCUCAGACUGCAGAGCCACCGCGUCUCCCAUUCGGAGCUCAAGCCCUUCGUUUGCGGGGCCUGCGGGAAGGCCUUCAAGCGGUCUAGCCACCUGUCCCGCCACCGCGCCGUGCACCAGCCCGGGGGCAGCCGGUGCCACGCAUGCCCGCUGUGCCCACAGCGCUUCCGCGACGCCGGGGAGCUGGCGCAGCAUUUCGGGGGCCACUAGGUGGGGAUGGAAACGCGGCGCGGAGCCUGCCUGGGAGGCGGAGGUCCUGGCUUCGCUUCCCGUCAGCGAUCCCAGGCCCCUGCAGCGGGGGCGGGGGUUGGAGCAAAUGCUCCCCAAGCCCCUUCCGGCCGUAAAUCUGACCAUGUGGGAGACCCUCCCUCCUCAGCCCCUGGACAGCCUUACUACAGAGCUCGGGGGUCCCCCCUGCGGAGCGCCAGCUGGGUGAGGGACAGGCCCCCGGGCCGUCUGUGGAGGGCUUGGCCGGAGCAGGAUUGGAAUCCUGGGUCCCCGGGGCUUGCGGCGGGACCCUAGCCCGGCCCUUGUCUGAGCCUCAGUUUCUCGCUUUGUCAGUUAAGGGGGGGGUGGGUGUGAGAUCUCUGAGCACCCCGAAUCCUUUUGUGCAGGAGGGACGUAAUCUUGGGUCCCUGGCUUUGUAUCUCUUUCCUUUCAAUAAACGCUCCUGGAUCUG